Purpureocillium takamizusanense is the source of this 1911-nucleotide messenger RNA. RefSeq lists its product as uncharacterized. The record is from RefSeq and is a predicted model, not a curated record. The coding region runs from base 1 to 1911 and encodes 636 amino acids. Gene Ontology annotation, molecular function: myo-inositol:proton symporter activity. The transcript is spliced from 6 exons. Gene Ontology annotation, biological process: transmembrane transport. NCBI's taxonomy places the organism in Eukaryota, Fungi, Ascomycota, Sordariomycetes, Hypocreales, Ophiocordycipitaceae. Gene Ontology annotation, cellular component: membrane.
AUGCCUGUACCAAAUCCAGAUGUCGAGAACCCCCACGCUGAGACUGUCCACACCGAGCGGAAGCAGUCAAGCAGGAAUGAAAGCUUCAAUGGCGAAAAAGCGGGCCGCAGGGCCUCCACAGCUGCCCUCCUUCGAAAUCCACUCGCGGGUAUGACCCGCGAGGAAGUACUUGCAGACGUUGAUGCAUUUGUCGAAGAAAAGGGGCUCACGGAUGAUCGUGAAAUUUUUCGAAAGGGAGCCCUGAUUGCACAGCUUAACAACGUCAAAGAUGGGUUCGAAACCAUUGAUGUUCUUGGUGAGACAGAGAAGGAAGUGCUACGAAUGGAGGAAACUCAUCGCUGGCACCAACCAUUCAUGCUCUACUUCUUAUGCAUCUUGUGCGCCGGAUCUGCCAUCGUUCAAGGCAUGGACCAAUCAGCCGUGAAUGGUGCCCAGGAAUUUUACUACGAGGAGUUCAACAUCCGCGACCCCUACUUGCAAGGCCUCAUGAACGGUGCCCCAUAUGCUUGUUCUGCUCUGAUCGGGUGCUGGACGAACCCGUGGCUCAACAAGAUUGGAGGCCGUCGAUUCACGAUUUUCUUUUCCUGCGGAAUGUCUGUGAUCACAGGAAUCUGGAUGGCGGUGGCAAACAACUUUGCAAACCUCCUCAUUGCUCGCUUCUUCUUGGGCUUUGCCGUAGGCGCCAAGUCAUCCACCACGCCAGUGUACUCCGCCGAGUCGGUACCAAAGACUAUCAGAGGCGCCCUGACAAUGAUGUGGCAGAUGUGGACAGCUUUUGGAAUCGUCCUAGGCUUUGUCGUGUCGGUGGCGUUCCAGAACACGACUUUCCUAGGCGAAAACUCUCAAUGGCGAUGGAUGCUUGGAUCUACCAGUAUACCGCCACUGGUUGUCAUGGCUCAAGUCUACUUCUGCCCGGAAAGCCCGCGCUGGUACAUGGAGAAGGGCAAGUACGGCCAGGCGCUGAACUCUCUGACACGAUUGAGGAACCAUCCAGUCCAGGCGACGCGGGAUAUGUACUACGCGCACAAGCUGCUUCAAAUCGAACGACGAGAGCGCGAAGGGCGUAACUUGCUAAAAGAGUUCUUCAUGGUUCGCAGGAAUAGGCGCGCGGCUCAGAGCGCGUGGUUCACCAUGUUUAUGCAGCAAUUCUGUGGUGUGAACGUCAUCGCAUACUACAGCACAAGUAUUUUCCAGAAAGCUUCUUACACCCGGUCCCAGGCAUUGCUUGCCUCCAUGGGGGGAGGCUUGAUCAACUGGAUCUUUGCCAUUCCAGCAAUUUACACCAUCGAUACGUUUGGUCGGCGCAACCUUCUGCUGACCACGUUUCCGCUCAUGUCAGUCUGUCUCUUCUUCACCGGAUUCGCCUUUUAUAUACCGAACCAGCAGGCACAGCUGGCCUGUGUCACCACGGGCCUCUAUCUUUUCAUGGCGGUAUACUCCCCCGGCGAAGGGCCUGUGCCAUUCACAUACAGCGCCGAGGCUUUCCCGCUUCACAUUCGCGACAUUGGAAUGAGUUCCAGCACAGCUGUCACGUGGGGCUUCAACUUCAUCAUCAGUUUCACGUGGCCUCCACUUGUAGAGGCGUACGGCGAUACUGGGGCAUUCUGUUGGUACGCCGGCUGGAAUCUGUUUGGCUGGGCUUUCGCGUACUUCUUCCUGCCUGAGACGAAGAGCCUCACGCUGGAAGAGCUUGACAACGUCUUCAGCGUGAAAAACAGAGACCACGGAGGCUAUUACCUACGAAAGCUGCCGUGGUAUGUCAACAAGCACGUGCUGCGUCGGGAUGUUGAUGCCUUCCCUCCGCUAUACCAGUUCGCCGAAGAACGGGUGCACGAAGAGAAACAUGGUUAUAUUGCCCAGCAAGGCAGCUCGGACUCGGAAAAGGGCGUACGUACCGAUGCCCGGGAGUAG